AUUCUGCUAUAUGUGGUCAGAUUGAUGGCUAUGUGUGUGUGAGAGAGAGAGUGAGAGGCGCUUUUUUUUUUUAUUGUACAAGCCGUCAGAUGCAGCUUGUAACCUGGUGCGUGUGAGUGAGUGAGUGAGUGAGUGUGUGUGUGUGUGUGUGUGAGUGUGUGAGUGUGUGACAGAGAGCGGGGCAACAGAGGAUUCUCGGCAUUCAGCCGCGGUGAUCGGUAGAGACCUGGAUCUCGGCGGUUCCAUUGUGUGUGACCCUCACGGCGCGGUUGUAGCGAGAGGAUCCCAAGGAAAGGUUGCGCUACCCGACCAUGAUCUGAAGGAGGGGAAAGACUGAAGGAUCGCCGGGUCCCCCCCCCUGCCCGUCCCCGGCCACUCGAUCACCAUGGAGCCUUGUCGGCUGUUGCCCGACAUGUUCAGGACUGGGAUCUUGGUGCUGGCAGCCUGUGGGCUCGGUGUAAGUUCCUGCCCGGCUCUCUGCAACUGUGUGGGCACCACCGUGGACUGUCACGGGCUCGGACUCCGAACCAUUCCCAAGAACAUUCCUAGGAACGCGGAGAGACUGGAGCUCAACGGGAAUAAUAUCUCACGGAUUAGCAAAAGUGACUUUGCGGGACUGAGACACAUCAGGGUUCUGCAACUCAUGGAAAAUCAUAUCAGUUCCAUCGAGCGUGGAGCCUUCGAGGACAUGAAGGAGUUAGAACGAUUGCGUCUGAAUCGAAACCAGCUGCAGAUCUUGCCAGAGCUGCUCUUUCAGAAGAACCCCACUCUGCACAGACUGGAUCUGAGCGAGAAUUCCAUUCAGGCAAUUCCCAGGAAGGCAUUCCGUGGAGCAACGGACAUCAAGAACUUGCAGCUGGACAAAAAUCAAAUUACCUGCAUUGAGGAAGGAGCUUUCCGAGCCCUGAGGAGCCUAGAGGUCCUCACCCUGAAUAAUAAUAACAUCACCAGUAUUCCGGUGUCCAGCUUCAACCAUAUGCCACUUCGCACCUUCCGCCUGCACUCCAACCAGCUGCUGUGUGACUGUCGACUCUCCUGGUUGUCCCAGUGGCUGAGGCAACGGCCCCAGAUUGGCCUCUUCACCCAGUGCUCCUCUCCCCCGCACCUCCGCGGACUUAACCUGCCCGAGGUGCAGAAGCACGAGUUCACCUGCGCAGGUCAGUCGGAGGGUGUGGGCUCCCCCUCGUGUGGCCUGGCCUCUGGAUCUUGCCCUGCCGUCUGCACCUGCACCAACAGCAUCGUCGACUGCCGCGGGAAAGGACUCACCGCCAUCCCUGCCAACCUGCCCGAGAGUGUCACCGAAAUCCGACUGGAGCAAAAUGGAAUCAAAUCGGUCCCACCAGCGACUUUUACCACGUAUAAAAAACUGCGGCGGAUAGACCUCAGCAACAACCAAAUCGCUGAGAUUGCUCCUGACGCCUUCCAAGGACUGCGAUCCCUCAACUCACUGGUCUUGUACGGAAACAAAAUCAAUGAACUACCAAAAGGUGUUUUUGAUGGACUCUACGCUCUUCAACUACUGUUGCUGAAUGCAAACAAGAUCAACUGCAUUCGGGCGGACACCUUCCAGGACCUCCAGAACCUCAGUCUCCUCUCGUUGUACGACAACAAGAUCCAGACACUGCCCAAAGGCACCUUCAACUCUCUCCGUGGUAUCCAGACACUGCACCUGGCCCAGAACCCGUUCAUCUGUGACUGCCACCUCAAGUGGCUUGCCGACUACCUGCGCUCUAACCCCAUCGAGACCAGCGGGGCGCGGUGUGCCAGCCCGCGGCGUCUGGCCAACAAGAGGAUCGGGCAGAUCAAGAGCAAGAAGUUCCGCUGCUCAGCGAAAGAACAGUAUUUCAUCCCAGGUACGGUGGACCAGAGGCUGGGGAGCGAGUGUAACAGGGACAUGGUCUGCCCUCCAAAGUGCCGCUGUGAAUCUAACGUGGUGGACUGUUCCAACCAGAAGCUGACCAAGAUCCCGGACUUCAUCCCACAGUCAACCAUGGAGCUACGACUGAUCAACAACGACAUUACGCUUUUGGAAUCCACCGGCCUGUUUCAGAAACUUCCUCAGUUGAGAAAAAUAAACCUGAGCAACAACAAGAUCACGGAUAUCGAGGAUGGGACGUUUGAAGGAGCUGCCUCGGUCUCUGAGCUGCACCUGACCGCCAACCAGCUGGACUCCAUAAGAAGCGGAAUGUUCCGGGGCUUGGACGGACUACGAACGCUGAUGCUGAGGAAUAACCGCAUCAACUGCAUUCACAACGACAGCUUCACGGGGCUGGGUUCUGUACGCCUCCUCUCCCUCUACGACAACCAGAUUGUGACCAUCACUCCCGCGGCCUUUGACACCCUGCACUCCCUCUCCACCCUCAACCUCCUGGCCAACUGGUUGAACUGCGACUGCCAGCUGGCGUGGCUGGCGGAGUGGCUGCGGCGACGCAAGGUGGUGAGCGGCAACCCUCGGUGCCAGCGGCCCGACUUCCUCCGCGAGAUCCCACUGCAGGACGUGGCCAGCCAGGACUUCCGCUGCGGGGAAGGUUUGGAGGAGAAUGGAUGUGUGGCACGUGCCCAGUGCCCAGCUGAAUGUACCUGCCUGGAGUCUGUGGUGCGAUGCAGCAACAAACAUCUGACGUCUCUGCCCAGGGGCAUCCCGAGGAACGUGACCGAGCUGUACCUGGAUGGCAACCAGUUGAGUGCAGUUCCCAGUGAACUCUACACCUUCAAGCAUCUCCAACUGGUGGACAUGAGCAACAAUCAGAUCAGCUCCUUGACCAACAUGUCCUUCAUCAACAUGAGCCAGCUGACCACAUUGAUCCUCAGUUACAAUUCCUUGCGAUGUAUCCCAGCAUCGGCAUUCCAAGGUCUCCGCUCUCUCCGGCUCCUGUCCCUGCACGGAAAUGAAAUCUCCGCUCUUCCCAAAGGAAUCUUUGCGGAUGUGGCUUCUCUCUCUCACCUUGCUAUUGGAGCCAACCCACUCUACUGUGACUGCAACCUCCGCUGGCUGUCUGACUGGGUGAAGACUGGGUACAAGGAGCCUGGCAUUGCCCGCUGUGCUGGCCCCGGAGACAUGGAGGGCAAGCUCCUACUGACGACACCAGCCAAGAAGUUUGAGUGUCAAGGUCCGACGGAGCUGAGCAUUCUGGCCAAGUGCAGUCCCUGCCUGUCCAACCCGUGCCAAAACCACGGCACCUGCAUCGACCAUCCCAUGGAUCACUACCGGUGCACCUGUCCCCAUGGUUACCAGGGCAAACGGUGUGAAUCUCCGAUCAAUGGGUGCAUCAGUAACCCCUGUGAGAACGGAGGGACGUGCCACAUCAAGGAGGGCCAGUCUGGCGCAUUCUGGUGUACCUGCCCCGAGGGUUUCCUGGGCAACACCUGCACGACCAACAUUGAUGACUGUGAGGGGAAUGUCUGCGAGAACGGGGCAACCUGCCUGGACGGGGUUAAUAACUACACCUGCCUCUGCCCACCUGAACACACAGGAGUUCUGUGCGAGGAGCCGGUGGACCUCUGUGCCCCUGAAUUAAACCCAUGCCAGAGCGGCACCAAGUGUGUGGGCACCAAGGCGGGUCCAAGGUGCGAGUGUCUUUCCGGCUACAGGGGGGAGAACUGUAGCAUUGCCGUUGACAACUGCCAGGACCACGGUUGCCAGGGGAACGGAAUGUGCGUGGAUACGGUGGACAGUUACACCUGUCUGUGUUCUGAGGGAUACAGCGGCCGUUUCUGUGAGCUCCCCUCCCCGUCCUCUCCCAUGCCAGCCCAGUGCCAGCCCGAAGAUUGUCUCAAUGGCGGGCAGUGUGUGGGUACCAGCGCCCUGUGCCAGUGUCUCCCAGGGUUCGGAGGGGCGCGGUGCGACAAGUUGGUCAGCGUCAACUUUGUGGAUCGGGAUUCCUACCUCCAGUUCACCGAGCUGAAGAACUGGCCCCAAGCAAACAUCUCCUUGCAGGUCUCCACUGCCGAGGAUAACGGGAUCUUGCUGUAUAAUGGAGACAACGAUCACAUUGCCGUCGAGCUGUAUCAGGGCCGGGUCCGAGUCAGCUACGACCCUGGGACUGACCCCAGCUCCACCAUCUACAGCCUGGAGACCAUCAACGAUGGGCAGUUCCACACCGUGGAGAUCCUCACCUUCGACCAGAUGGUCAAUCUGUCCAUCGACGGCGGAGCGCCCAAGAGCAUGGAGAGCGCAGUCAAACAGUCGGCACUGAACCACGAGACGCCACUCUACAUCGGAGGCAUGCCGGUUGGGGUGACCCCCCCCUCGCUGGGCCCAUGGCCCCCUGUCAAUGGUUCGGGUUUCCACGGAUGUAUCCAGAACCUGUACAUCAACAACGAGCUGCAGGACUUCACCAAGACCCGGCGUCGUGCCGGCGUGGAGCUUGGCUGCCGCUCCUGCCGCAGGAUCGCCUGUCGGCACGGCAUCUGCCAGCCACGGCCUGGCCAGCCGCCCGUCUGUCUCUGCCAGCCCGGCUGGGAGGGGCCGCAGUGUGACCAGCCCACCAUCGAGCCCUGCCACGGGCACAAGUGCGUGCGUGGCCGGUGUGUGGCGUUAGACACUGUGACCUACCGCUGUGAGUGCGAUGCCGGACACAAGGGAGCCCUGUGCAACCAGCAGGAAGAGUUGUUCAACCCCUGCAAGAAGCUGGCCUGCCAGCAGGGACAGUGCCACAUCUCGGAGCUGGGCGAGGCAGCGUGCGAGUGUGAGAGAGGAUACACCGGAGAUCUUUGCGACCAAGAGGCGGAGUGUCGAGGGGUGGCCGUCCGGGAUUAUUACCAGCUCCAGAGGGGCUACAACAUUUGCCAGAGCAGCCGGCAGGUGUCGUGGGUGGAAUGCCAAGGGUCGUGCCGGCAGCGGGGUUGCUGCGUGGCGCUCAAGGUCAAGCGGAGGACGUACGCCUUCGAGUGUAGCGACGGCUCCUCCUUCACCCACCAAGUGGAGAAGAGCGUGAGGUGUGGCUGCUCACAGUGCCCCUAGACCACCCACACACCCACCCACCCGCAUGGCCCGCUCAGCCAGGGGUGCCCCUGGCAGGCUGGGACAACCACACCCUCACUCACACCAACACACACUCACUCACAGUCGCACCCACUCUCACACGUACACAUUCACUCACACACCCACAUUUACUCACAGGCACGCACACCCACUUACUCACCAACAUGCAUGCAUGCAUGCACUCACCUUCACACACACACACACAUGCAAUCAUUCACUCUCUCACACACAUUCUCACACGUACUCUGUGGCAACAUCACCCCAGGACAAUGGUGCACUUGUAUGAGACUUGGUUUUGAAGCAGCAUCAAUAAAAAGCAAGAGUGAUUUCUCCCAGAGGCCAGGUGGAACUACACGUUUAGUGAUGACAUAAUAGACCAUCGUGGCACCAUAGUCAGACUCGGUACGUGCCGGCACAUCGCACUGGGGGAUUUGCCCUAUAUGGGGAGGGUGGGGUGAGGGUAGGGGGCACGAUUUAGACG
Molecule: messenger RNA, 5465 nt
Organism: Leucoraja erinaceus (little skate)
Lineage: Eukaryota; Metazoa; Chordata; Chondrichthyes; Rajiformes; Rajidae
Gene: slit1a
Product: slit homolog 1a (Drosophila)
Biological process (GO): negative chemotaxis; axon guidance
Molecular function (GO): heparin binding; Roundabout binding; calcium ion binding
Source: RefSeq, a predicted model, not a curated record